AUGAUUAUCUCUUCAAGCUUUUACUUAUUGGCGACAGCGGAGGUUGGAAAAACAUGUGUGUUGUUUCGAUUUUCUGACGACUCCUUCAAUAACUCGUUUAUUUCUACCAUAGGAAUUGAUUUCAAAAUUCGAACGAUAGAUCUCGAUGGUAAAAAGAUCAAGCUUCAGAUCUGGGACACAGCAGGUCAAGAACGUUUUCGAACAAUCACCACAGCGUAUUACCGUGGAGCUAUGGGUAUUAUGUUGGUCUAUGACAUCACAAACGAGAAAUCGUUCGAUAAUAUAAAGAACUGGAUUCGAAACAUCGAAGAACAUGCGUCACAAGACGUCGAAAGGAUGAUUAUUGGAAAUAAAUGUGACGCCGAAGAUAAGCGACAAGUUUCAAGAGAAAGGGGUCAGCAGCUCGCAAUUGAGUACGGCACAAAGUUUAUGGAAACAUCAGCAAAAGCGAAUCUCAAUGUCGAAGAAGCAUUUUUCUGCCUUGCAAGGGAUAUCAAAAGUAAAAUGGAGCGCGGACAAGCCCACGCAGUUUCACAAUCAGGCCGCGUCACAGUCGGCGGUCAAAACCAGGCGAAAAAAGGUUUAUUCAGUGGAUGGAGCUGCGCGAUACUAUGA
Molecule: messenger RNA, 615 nt
Organism: Ostertagia ostertagi
Lineage: Eukaryota; Metazoa; Nematoda; Chromadorea; Rhabditida; Trichostrongylidae
Source: the annotation of a GenBank genome assembly